Molecule: messenger RNA, 232 nt
Organism: Dovyalis caffra
Lineage: Eukaryota; Viridiplantae; Streptophyta; Magnoliopsida; Malpighiales; Salicaceae
Source: the annotation of a GenBank genome assembly
AUGAUUGGGGCGGGGCGUUACGGUGGAACCGCCGGUUCAAAGCCCGAGCUCCUUUUCGUGGCCGGGGUCGAUUCUCCCGUGGCGACCCCACCAAGCGGCUCCCUCGGGACGAUUGCACCAUUUUCGCCAACCCUCGGGACGACUUCAAUCGUGGAAAGCUAUAGAAUUUAUGAAGAAAAGAGUUUUGAGAGGAUGUGGAUCACGGAAGAAGGAAGUAAGCUGCUUUCGAGCG